Molecule: messenger RNA, 243 nt
Organism: Phaethon lepturus (White-tailed tropicbird)
Lineage: Eukaryota; Metazoa; Chordata; Aves; Phaethontiformes; Phaethontidae
Gene: NDUFA7
Product: NADH dehydrogenase (ubiquinone) 1 alpha subcomplex, 7, 14.5kDa
Exons: 2
Biological process (GO): ATP synthesis coupled electron transport; mitochondrial electron transport, NADH to ubiquinone
Cellular component (GO): mitochondrial inner membrane
Source: RefSeq, a predicted model, not a curated record
CAGCCGCCGCCUCAGCUCCCGGUGGGUCCCAGUCACAAACUCGCCAACAACUAUUACUGCAGCCGGGACGGACGCCGAGAGUCUCUCCCGCCCAUCGUGGUCGCGGCAGCACAGAAAACCCUUGCUGCGGGGGCUCAAGCUGGCAGUUCAGGCUCUGCAGUGACAACAGCUGAGAAAAAACCGGUGACACCAGGACCAGUACUUAAGAAGUGGGAAAUUUCAAAAGACCAGCCCUAUUUAUGA